Molecule: messenger RNA, 2530 nt
Organism: Athene cunicularia (burrowing owl)
Lineage: Eukaryota; Metazoa; Chordata; Aves; Strigiformes; Strigidae
Gene: ENDOV
Product: endonuclease V
Exons: 8
Coding region: 1-837 (278 amino acids)
Biological process (GO): DNA repair
Cellular component (GO): nucleolus; cytoplasm
Molecular function (GO): RNA endonuclease activity producing 5'-phosphomonoesters, hydrolytic mechanism; single-stranded RNA binding
Source: RefSeq, a predicted model, not a curated record
AUGGGGUCUGCAGGUCAGAACCAAGGGGCGAGGGGCGGCCGCCGCCUCACCGCGGCCCUGUGCCCUUCGGCUAGCGAGCAGGCCCGGCUCCAGGCCAGCGUGGUUGAGGAGGACACCGAGGAGUGGCAGAAAGAUUCAAGUUUUGCAGGACUGGAGAGAGUGGGAGGUGUUGACUUGUCCUAUAUCAAAGGAGAUGACACCAGCGCCUGCGCGUCCCUGGUGGUUCUCAGCUACCCGGCUCUCGAGGUGCUGCACGAGGAUUGCCGGAUGGUGGCUGUCAGCACCCCGUACGUGGCAGGAUUCUUGGCCUUCCGAGAGGUCCCUUUCCUGGUGGAAGCUGUUCAGAGACUCCAGCGGGAGCAGCCCAAGCUCAAACCUCAGGUCCUUCUCGUAGAUGGGAAUGGCCUGCUCCAUCCCAGAGGAUUUGGUGUGGCCUGUCACCUCGGCGUCCUGACGGAUCUACCGUGCGUCGGGGUGGCCAAGAACCUCCUGCAGGUGGAUGGCUUGGUCAGGGAUGAGCUGCACAGAGAGCAGAUUCGCUCCCUGCGGAGGGAGGGAGAUACGUUCCCGCUGACAGGCGCCUCGGGGCGCGUCCUGGGCAUGGCCCUGCGGAGCUGCAAGAACAGCUCGAAGCCGCUCUAUGUCUCUGUGGGUCACAGGGUGUGCCUGCAGACAGCCGUGCGCCUCGUCAGGUCCUGCUGCAGGUACCGGAUCCCGGAGCCCAUCCGCCAGGCCGAUAUCAGAUCGAGGGAGUACAUUCGGAAGCAGCUGUGUUCACCACCCGAGGCUGUAUCUUCUGGGCCAGAGAGAAAAAAUGAGGCCGGACUGGAUGAUUAGUCUGAUGGCAGAAGAAGCUGUGGGGCUCCUCUGUGCUGGAUCCUCCUCUGCACCACGACUGUGGCUCUGCCCGGUGCCACCCCGGGGGAGUGCGGCGAGGCCGGGGCAGGACGAGGCCAGAGGCCGUGCCUGGGUCUGGUGGGCAGGCAGAGCUGCUCUGCUCCAGGCUAAUGUUGCGAGCAUAUUUCUCAGGGUUGAUUUUUAAGCAUUGUAAAAAUAUUUGUGUAAGCAAAUGUACACUUGUAAAUUUGCAACAGCUUUCUCAAGUACUUGGGGAAUUGCAGGUGAUUUACAGAGAGAUGCUGGGGCAUUUAACUCGGUUAUAAACAAACUCCAGAGCUGGCCUUUGGCUCCUGCCACACCCUGUAGCACAGAGACUUCCCUUCUCAUCUUUUUUUGGAACAGCUUCCCCCCCUCUCUGCGGUCUGCACUCUCACCCUGCUCUGUGCGCCCCCGCGGAGCAGGAGCCCCGCGCCCAGCUCCCCCCGACCCCGCCAGCUGGGCAGGUGGGCGUCUGGCUCACGAGGGAGGGGAUGGAGCCAACUCUCUGCUGCGGGUUUUGGAAGAGGCUCAGACAUCAGCGCUCUGCUACCGGAGAAGUUUUGUGUCUGCCCGGUGUCGGUGGCUGCUGCGUGCCUGCUGCCUCGGUGGCUGCGGGCAGGUCGUGGCCCGCGCCGGGCACGUGGUGCUGGAGGGAACUUGUGCUGCUGGUGUGACAGUGCCCACGCGGGCCCGGCGUUACGGUCACCCGCUGCGGGGACAGAGGGGCUGGCGGUGCAGCCCUGCGCCUCCUGAAGGAGAGGUCAUUGUGGGGGGGAAGGAGAAUCUCCCGUCAGGGAGAACGGGGAGGGGGGGUCCCUCCUGCUACACAAAUCCGUCCCUGUGGCCAGAUCCCAGGGCUGAGUUUUGCAGGCUGGGCUGGGAGCGCUCGGAGGAGGCAGCUCUCAGUGCCCAGCACCCUUGGACCAACCCCGGGUUAAACCGUCAGCCAAGCUUCGCUUUAGCAGCAGAGCCCAAAACAAACAGUUUUAUCCCUGAAUCGAUGCAGCAAGUCUCAGCCAGUUUGCAGGGCUAAAGCUUUUCCUCCAAAGGUGGGGGCUCCUGGCUGGACACACAGGUUAUUCCUCACUGUUUCCAAAGAAAAUUGGAGCAGAUGCACGAGUUCUUGAGCACAGCCAAACCUCCGGCACGAUGGUUUUAAAAAAGCCAUGGCUGUGUGAGCUUCCAGCCUGAAGAGCAGAAAGGCUCUUUUCCUGGGAUUGGAGAGGGGGGCUCAGGGCCGGGACUCCUGGGGGCUGUUUUAAAUGCUGCCAAGCACUUCGCUUGUGCAUGAAUUUUUAUCUUACAGCUUUUGUUGCUCUUUUCUCGCCGCCACCUCAGUCUCGGUGCUGUGUAGAGGACGUUCAGCCCCCGUCGCGUGUCUGUGCAGCAUCUGCUAGAGCCGAGCCUGGGCUGCUUCCUCCUCCAGCACAACGCCCUGAACCUGGAGGGGGAACGGGAGGAAGCCACAAACUUGGCUCCCUCGGUUCGGGGAGCUCUGUGGGGCCGAGCCGUGGGGGCCCUGAAGAGGGGGGCAGGGGCUGAGAGGGUGAUUCCCAAAAAAGCUGUGCUGGUGGAGCUGCUUGAAAGACAAAGCCUGAAGCAGCUGCAGUUUUCCAGCCCGGGGAAGGAGCUGGUUGUCUCCUGGGAAGCA